Larimichthys crocea (large yellow croaker) is the source of this 3243-nucleotide messenger RNA. It is a transcript of the gene aprt, whose product is annotated as adenine phosphoribosyltransferase. NCBI's taxonomy places the organism in Eukaryota, Metazoa, Chordata, Actinopteri, Sciaenidae. The coding region runs from base 81 to 626 and encodes 181 amino acids. Gene Ontology annotation, molecular function: adenine binding; adenine phosphoribosyltransferase activity; AMP binding. The record is from RefSeq and is a predicted model, not a curated record. Gene Ontology annotation, biological process: AMP salvage; adenine salvage. The transcript has 5 exons. Gene Ontology annotation, cellular component: cytoplasm.
GCACACUUCCAGGAGGAAGAGGAAGAGAGGAGAAAUGAGCAUGGAAAGGAAGUCAGUCGGUCUACAGUCAGUCGGUGAGCAUGGCAGCGGACCGUGAAGCCAAACUGCAGCUGGUUCACAGACACAUCCGAGCUUUUCCAGACUUCCCGAAGAAAGGCAUCCUGUUCAGAGAUAUCUGUCCUAUUCUGAAGGAUCCGGCCGCUCUGACAGCAGUAACCGACCUGUUUGAAGAACAUGUUCGGAAGAAUCAUCCGCAGGUUGAUCUGAUCGUCGGUUUAGAUGCUCGUGGUUUCCUGUUUGGGCCUCUGCUCGCCCAGCGGCUCGGUGUCGGCUUCGUCCUGGUCAGGAAGAAAGGGAAGCUGCCUGGACCCACUUUGUCUGUGCUUUAUGAUUUAGAGUAUGGGAAGGCGGAGGCAGAGAUCCAGGAUGACUCAGUGGCUCCAGGACAGAAGAUUCUGCUCAUUGAUGACCUUCUGGCCACUGGAGGGACUUUGUAUGCAGCCUGUGAGUUGAUGAAGAAGCAGCAGGCAGAAAUUCUGGGCUGCAUGGUGAUCAUCGAGCUUAAAGAGCUGAACGGCAUCGAGAAAGUGAAACCACACAGUCUGUUCUCCCUGAUUCAGUACUGAGGACCACCGUGCUGCUAAAACCAACCCUUGACUUGUUUAGAAACACCAAACAAGACACUACAAUUCUGCUAUUUCACUGUUUUAAAAUUAUAAAUGAUUUUUUUAAUUCAACAUAAAUCUGUUGAUGCUCUGGCUGAAUGGGCUGGAACGCUACCCAGAGCUCAGUUUCCGUGGAUCCUGAAGGAGUCUUAAAGUGUUUGAAUGUGUAAAAUAUGAAUGCAUGCUGGGAUCAGUGCCUGCACCCAACAGGAAUCACAGGUACAGAGGGUGGAUGGAGUGAUACUAAUUUAACAUAGCAUUUUAUGUGUUAUCUGUUGCAGACUGACCAAAAACAAACAUUUCUCCUCCAAUCCACUGUUUUUAAUUUAUUUAAAUUUAUUUAAGCACACACUGGUGGGAAAAUAGGAACACUCAAAACGGUAAAAAGCCAAAUGAAACAAAUUAUUACCUCAGUUAAGGCUAUCAGUUUUAGUUUGUUUUGUUGUAUUCCUCUGCUGGCCUGUGUUCAGCUUGUCAUGAUUUUCAAGACUGCUUAAUUUUUGUUUACAUCUUUGUGUUCAUGCCACAUUUAAAUAUAAUACAUCUAUGCAGGAAAUGACAUGCUCAGACUGACAAUGUGAUUAUUAAGGGUAUUCUUCAUGUGUGUCUGUUUAAACUUAAUCACACAUUUUAAAAAUAAAAAAGAUCUGUUUUCCAGACUGUGUAUUAUCUUUGAUUGUAUAAAGAAAGAUGCCAUGACAGCUCCCCAAAAGUGAACAUCUGGAUCCGUCCCUGGUGGCUGGCUGCAGUAUAGAUCAUAAACAUCGCCGAGGGGGGCUAAAAAAAACAUACACAGAAAAUAAAUAAAAUUACCCUUUGUUGUUCUUAUCACGCUGAUGUUCAGGCGUUCAUUUUUCUAAUCAGUUUGGUUUUAAAGGUGCAGUGUGGAGGAUGUAGGAUUGAUGAGGAUUUAGGUUUUUAUUACUUCACAACUCUUUUACAUCUACAGAGGCCACCAUGUCAAACCACCAUGCUUCUAAGUGAGAAACUAAAGUAACAAAGUAAGAUAUUUGUAAAGCAGAAGACAUUUAUCAGGGCAUUUCAGCCCAUGUGUUCCACCUCUUUUGAACUCCCUCCAACAUGAUUGGCUAAUACUACUAUUGGACUGUAAACACAAGCUAGAACAUGUUUAAUGCCAAAAAGAUGAAGGCUAGAUUAGAUCUGAUGCAAACAAUGGAAACACUUUGAUAACCAAACACUACAGACACAUUUUAGUCAGUAUCCUAACAGUACUGCAGUUGAAAGCCCCGGACAGAACGAGGUCCAAUGUGUAGGAUUUAGUGGCAUCCAGCUGUGAAAAUGCAGACUGCAAUCAACUGAAUACUGCUCACUUCUCACUUUCUUUUCUAAGUUUGUAGAAGAAACUACAGCGGUUAUUAAACUCACAGAAGGCCCUCUGUAGAGCAGGGCAGUUUCUUGCUAUAUGCAGACUUAAUUAAAUUGAAUUGAAUUAAAAGACAGGGAAGUGAGACAGCUGUGUCUUUAUUUGUAGCCAGGCAAACCCCCUCAUUUGUUGUGUGAAGCACUGCUAAGCUGCUAUGAUAGGGAAGCUGUGACUGUUUGUGGGGUAACCAUGUCAUUCACUGAAGUGAGGAGAAUAACUGACACCAUUAACAAUUGCAUCAUGGCAUAAAAAUAAUAACAUGAUAGCUUUUGCUGAUUUCUGUUGAUGUUGUGCAGUGGCCUCAAAUGUCAGACUUGUGCUACUACAUACCACAAUCACAGAAACUGAUCCAAAAUGGUGCUGAAGGGGUUACAGUGUUACAUGUAAAUGUUUCUGAAACAAGUAUUAUUCUUACUAGUUUUUUUUUUGUUUGUUUGUUUACACAUUAAUAUGGAGGCUGGUCCAUUGUAUUUGUAUUCAUUUAAGUAAGUGAAGUUUUCUUUUUUUACUGUUUUGGAUUGGUGGGGAGAGUUUUUAUGUCACCUUGUUUUCCAAGUUUGAUAAACAUUUUUCAAGAACAUGCUGCAUCUGUUGUAUCUAUUAAUGUACUUCUGCCUGUUUUCCUCUUAAAAUCUCUCCCUCAGAGUUUGACCAAACAGCUAGACACAGCCCUGCUGUGACACACUGGGCCGUUGAAUGCAUCAAAUUGAAUUCCAUUCACAGGCAGAGAACAAACUGAAGCCCUAGUGACUAGAACACGUGCAUAUUUAAUAAACUGAAUUUAUAGAAAAUAAAAAUAGGAGGCAGCAGUGCUCUGACAAAUGUUUGUAUUUCUUAAACAUGAUCAAACAUUCAUCAGUUCUACAUUGUAGAAAACAGAUUUGUUAAAAAGACAGGAGGCAGACCUGCACACACCAAUGUUACAACUUCAUAAUAAAAAAACAAAAAUAAAAAAACUCUUCACUGUAACAGAACUGUAGUUAAAACAGCCCAUUUAGCACAUAGCAGUACCAGAAACAGGUCUGAUCAGUCCCAUGUGGCCUCGGGUCCCGGAGCUGUGCCUAGAUCAAUGUGUGCCUUUUUUCCACCCUGGAGCCAGGUUAGAACACACACACACACACACACACACACACUUUUAGACAUGCCUGCUACCAAAUAACCAGUGACAUCGCUUAAAAAAAAAAAAAAAAAAAA